AGUUUACUCACGGCAGUCGCGAAACACGCUCCCCAGGCAGAAAAACCAAUCAUCAUCAACUAUAGCCAGAGAUCGGUGGAGAUCGGUUGAGAACUAAACUAGUUAGCUAAAAAACUAAAGUUAAACAAAAAAUAAUAAUAAAUAUCAGAGAUUAUUUGUUUUUGGUGUAGAUCAUUAGAUCAAAAGUAUUUGGAAUUUACUAAGGAACUCAACGAGAUUGUGUUAAAAACUGAUUAGAUUUAAAAAAGAAAGGACUUAGAUAUAUUAAAUCCGAAGUAUUUAUAAUAUCGUUGCUCGUUUUGGAAUUGUUUAAAUAAUUGAAAGGGAUUGUGUUUUUUAUAAAAGAAAUCAAAUAUCAGAGUUUAUUGGAGUAGAUCUUUAAUCAAUACUUAUAAAAAUCGAUCGAUCUCUGAUUUUACUACAGCGGUGAUUGGACAAGGAUUAUUUGAUUUUGGUGUAGAUCAUUAGAACAUAAAGUAUUUAUUUACUGGAAUUAAUUAAAGAACUAAAGGAGAUUGUGGGAAAAAAGUAAUUAUUUUGAAUUUGGAGAUCAGUACUUAUACUAUAGAGUGAUCUGUGAUUAAACAGCGGUGAAAAUAAAAACGCAGAUUAUUUGAUUAUUGAUUAAAUCAUUAGAAAGUGACUAUAUUUUUGUUUGAGUGCCUGCUGAUUUAGUGAUUUUGAGUGUUCAUCCAAUAUCCCAUAUACCAAAUCCCAUAUCCAUAUCCAAUAUGAUCUGCCCGAAACGCACCUCGGAGCUGCUGGACCUCCAUUUGGCGCCGUUCAAGGACAAGGAUCCGGCCUGGGAGGUGGGCGUGUCGAAGAUCGCGGGCCGCGGCGUGGUGGCCACCAGGAGCCUCAAGCGGGGCGAGAUCAUUUUCCGGGACAGUCCGCUGCUGAUUGGCCUGGCGGCCCAUGAGGAGGAUGCCCUGAAUGCGUGCAGUGUAUGCCUGAAGAUGCUGCCCGACACGCGGUUCAUGUGCCGCCAGGGAUGUGGCCUUCCGGUCUGCAGUCUGUGCGCCAAGAAGAAGCAGCACAAGAGCGACUGCGACCUGUUCAAGUCGUGGGCACCCAACGAGCCGGACGUGGCCAACUCGGUGAUCAUACGGCUGCUGUGCGUGGCCAGGGCCAUCAAUCUGAGCAAGGAGCAGAGGGACCUGAUCUACUGCCUGCAGGCGAACCUGGACAACAACCACCGCACCGAGGUGCGCAAUGCGGCCAAGUGCUUCAAGCACUUCCCCACCGACAAGAAGCUGAUCGAGAUCAUGAACCGCACCGUCGCCGUGCUGCGCACCAAUGGCUUCGACAAGACCACCGACCGCACCAACGACAACCAGGAGUUCAACUACCGGGCCCUCUAUCCGCUCUUCGGCGUGGUCAACCACGACUGCAUUCCCAACGCCUACUACACCUUCGAGGACAAGACCAACACCAUGCUCGUCCGCGCCGCCGUCGACAUCCCCGCCGGCUUCGAGGUCACCACCACCUACACCAAGCUCUUCGCCGGCAACAUCGCCCGCCACCUCUUCCUCAAGAUGAAGAAGGGCUUCACCUGCAAGUGCUCGCGCUGCUCCGAUCCCACGGAGAAGGGCGCCUUCAUCUCGGGCCUGUACUGCCGGGACACCAACUGCACGGGUCUUGUGGUGCCUGAGAUCUCCGGGCUGCCACAUCCCAACUGGAACUGUCUGGAGUGCAAGCAGAAGUCCACGCAUGCGCAGAUGAUGAAGUCGCAGGAUUUUGCCAGCGGGGCCAUCAACGCCAAGGCCAACUCGAAUUCGCUGCGGACACUGGUGCAGUACCUGAACGAGAAGAGCGACAGCUUCAUCCCGAGCUCCAACUACGUGGUGGUAGACGCCAAGAUGUCCGUGCUGCAGCGCCUCCAAGUCGGCAGGGAGGACUGCUCCGAGGAGCUGGCCAACAACACGCGCCUGCGCUACAGCCGCGACAUCACCCAGGUGAUGGACAAGCUGGGCCUGGGCGACAGCCUGCUGCGCACCCAGCUGGAGGAGCUCCUCCGUCGCGAGGAGGAGCGCCGGGCCAAGCGGCUGGCCGCGGAGGAGGCCGCCAAGCAGCAGCAGCAGAAGCUGGCCGAGGCGGACAAACUUUUGGAGGCGGCACUGGCCAAGGAUCAGGCGGAUCAGGCGGAUCAGCAUCAGGAUCAGGUGGGCACAUCGGCGGGAACAGCCGAUCCUGGCACAGCACCUGCUCCUCUGCCAGCCGCCGCCGAGCUGGCCUAGAUGUUUACAGCACAAUGACGCACUUUUCCCGCACUCGAGGGGUUUUUUUUAUUUCUUUACUAUACUUUAUUAUUUGUUAAAUACUUAAAAUACAGAUGUGUGAAAAAUAAGGGUCUUAAAAUACUUUCAAAAAUAAUUAUAUUUAUGUUUUUUCGGACCAAAUACAGCAAAAAAGCUCUGGCACAGAAAUAAAAAAUGUAUAUUAUUACCCAUUUGAAUAUUAA
Messenger RNA from Drosophila elegans, 2461 nucleotides. RefSeq names its product SET domain-containing protein SmydA-8 (gene SmydA-9). Gene Ontology annotation, molecular function: protein binding. Bases 732 to 2237 code for a protein of 501 amino acids. Lineage: Eukaryota; Metazoa; Arthropoda; Insecta; Diptera; Drosophilidae. The record is from RefSeq and is a predicted model, not a curated record. The transcript is spliced from 3 exons.